Messenger RNA from Equus quagga, 804 nucleotides. RefSeq names its product troponin I2, fast skeletal type (gene TNNI2). The record is from RefSeq and is a predicted model, not a curated record. The transcript has 8 exons. The coding region runs from base 120 to 668 and encodes 182 amino acids. Lineage: Eukaryota; Metazoa; Chordata; Mammalia; Perissodactyla; Equidae. Gene Ontology annotation, biological process: muscle contraction. Gene Ontology annotation, cellular component: troponin complex.
GCUGGGGGAGGCCAUUUAUACCCCUCCCCCUGGGCCCACCAGCCCAACUCGCUGCUGCCCGCCUGACCUCGCUCCCAGCACUGCUGCCCAGACACUAGGCUCUAAGCCCAAGACUCAGGAUGGGGGAUGAGGAGAAGCGCAACAGGGCCAUCACGGCCCGGAGACAGCACCUGAAGAGCGUCAUGCUCCAGAUCGCGGCCACGGAGCUGGAGAAAGAGGAGAGCCGCCGUGAGACGGAGAAGCAGAACUACCUGUCAGAGCACUGCCCCCCGCUGCACAUCCCCGGCCCCAUGGCCGAGGUGCAGGAGCUCUGCAAACAGCUGCAUGCCAAGAUCGACGCGGCCGAGGAGGAGAAGUACGACAUGGAGAUGAAGGUUCAGAAGAGCACCAAGGAGCUGGAAGACAUGAACCAGAAACUGUUCGACCUGAGGGGCAAGUUCAAGAGGCCCCCGCUGAGGAGGGUGCGCAUGUCAGCCGACGCCAUGCUCAAGGCACUGCUGGGCUCCAAGCACAAGGUGUGCAUGGACCUGCGCGCCAACCUGAAGCAGGUCAAGAAGGAGGACACCGAGAAGGAGCGGGACCUUCGCGACGUGGGCGAUUGGAGGAAGAACAUAGAGGAGAAGUCCGGCAUGGAGGGUCGCAAGAAGAUGUUCGAGACCGAGUCCUAGGCCCCCCACUGCCCACCAUGGCCUGGCCCGGUGCUCCCAGCUCCCAGGAGAGCAUGCAGGAGGGGAGGCCGAUAGAACUCCACCUAGGAGGACCCGGCUCAUCUCGGUUGUCAAUAAAGGAUUCCAAGCCCCGUGA